Molecule: messenger RNA, 591 nt
Organism: Candida tropicalis MYA-3404
Lineage: Eukaryota; Fungi; Ascomycota; Pichiomycetes; Serinales; Debaryomycetaceae
Exons: 1
Coding region: 1-591 (196 amino acids)
Biological process (GO): ribosomal small subunit biogenesis
Cellular component (GO): 90S preribosome
Source: RefSeq, a predicted model, not a curated record
AUGUCAAGAAGACAGGAGAUAAAACAAAAGGAAGAACUUCAAGCAAGAUUUCAAUUGGCCAUAGCGAAUAAUAAUAAAAAAGUUCUAAACUGGUUAAAACCUCAUAAAAGCUCCACAGAUGAAAUCAAUACAACAACAACCUCUACAACUAAUGAACAAGAUGAUUCAUUUUUAAAUUUACAGAUAAUACCACUGGGGUCAAGUCUAAAUAUGAAAACCACCGAAAAUGUGCAGAAAAUUGGAGAAUUUUUAACAUCUAAAGAUAUUUCAAAAUCAAAACAACUUGCACAACAAGAUAAUUUAAAGAAACAUGGUGGAUCUAAACCAAUGUUAGCAUUAAUGAAUAGAAUGAGAGAUUCAAAUAGAAAGAAUAUUCAAAAAACAGCUAAUAAGAAGAAUAUAAGACAAAAUAAGAAAUUGGAAACAAAUAAACAACCAACCGAGGUAAACGACGAUGAUGAAGAAGAAGAUGAAGAUGAACGAGAUAGUCGAGAUAUUAGGUCUAGAACUGCUAAAAGGGGUUCUAGUCUUUUAUUGGAACAAAAAUUAAACAAUAAUAAAGGCAAAAAGAAAGGUAUUCGACCUUUUUAA